GGUGUGCAUGUGCGUUUCACCCAGGAACCUCCUAAUCCAAGCUACUUUAAAAAUGGUAGUGAUGCUAACCUGGUGUGGGACUACACUGAUCCACAUAAUAAGGUUUGGAGCAUUCUCUACAGUGUUCUGGUAAAUGGUGCAUUUGUCAGAAUGAUUUUUAACAACAGUGGUGGUGUCCAAGAACAUCCUGAUAUUCCUCCAUCUUACAAAGGAAGAGUUAAAGUUGAAGGAAGAGCUACCCUGGUUGUAAGGAACAUCCACCUUGCAGACAAUACUGAAUUUAAAUGUAGCGUUUAUGGAAGCUUUGUAGGGACGAUUGGAAGUACAGUGCAUCUUAUUGUGGCAGGUACGUGUAACAGACAUAACCAUCAAUAAUCAAACAUAAAUCAAAUGAACCCAACUCAUAACCCUCAUAUUUCUGAGAUCUGGAGAAAGCAAACAAUAGCAUUAAUUUGCGCAAGACUUAUAUGCAGGGCUGAAAGUGGCUAGCUAACAAUAGUGCUACUUUUACUUGGCAUACAUCACCAGACUCCUAAAAGGAGAAAAUAUAUUCUACCAUUUACUUUGCUGUUUCUUAUCAGAAAGAAAUCAAAGAGUUAUUACUUUAUUCUUCUGGCACCAACUACUGCAUUACUCUGUUAUGCAUAGAUAACUAUUAUUAAUGAGUGCUGAGAUUUUCUCUCAGCAAAGCUGUCACUUAAAAGUGGUCAGUCAAAGUAGAAACAAUUCGAAUGGUUGUACGAUUUUGCUAAAUAAAUGAAGGAAAUAUGGUAUGGGCAAUCACAGGCAGCACGUCAAAUUAAUUUGGUGUGAAAAAAGAGGCAUUGCCUUUUAAAGGGACUCGCCUAAGGGAAUGAAAGUCAGCACUAUGCCAUUUGCUGAUUUCUGAGGAUUAUGAUCUUCAAGGUACAGUACAGAUGUAAGUUACAGAUGUAAGUUACAAUACCGAUGUAAGUUUAGCCAACAGAGUGGUGACUUCCUCAAGUAGAUUUUGAAACUAAGAAUCAGAGCGAUUCGAGACCUGGAAAAUUUGCCCAUCGAGAAAAACUUUCUUAAAAUUAAGGUAGUAGUAAGCCAACAAAGUCUAUAAUCCAAGUUCUUGAUGCGUAUGAAAGACGCCGAGUAUGCAAACAGAAAAAAUAAUUCGAUGAUCAACGUGUCAAGUUAGGAAUGCUGUUCUUAGCAGAUGCUGUUAUACAUGGAGGUCAGUUCAACAGCUCUAGUUUUAUUGAUGGCUUUGGUUGCCCCAUUGGGAAACUGGCUGAAUUCCCCAAAGAGCCCCAAGAGACUAAAAGUAUUUAAUUUCAAUUUAGAGUAUGAAACAUUUUGUGAGCUUACGCAACCUAAACUUUUCAAAACGGAAUCGGAAUGUUCUUUGGACAGACUUUUUAAUCUUCUCUCUGGGUGAUUUACCUUCCAUUUUCGAAUAUAGUAUCUUGGAUAUCCUGACAACGUUAAAUACAUGAAAACGAGUGUGAUAUUGAGUAUGUAACUUCUUGGUCGUUUGACUGUGAUUCAAAGUUGAAAACAUUUGUGAUAUCUCAAUAAUCAUGUACAAUUUACAUCAUUGUUUCCUUGAACGAUUUCAUUUACUUGUGGAGAAGAAUUCAAUCUCACUGUUUACUGGUUUUGAUCGUCUAUGACUCAUGAACAAAAAUUGUUUUUGUUUACCAACCAUUACAUAAUCUUCUCUAUUUCCUUGUCACUGUACAGCUUUGUGACAUCCGGUUAAAUCCACUCCCUGACAUAUAACAUUUGCAAGUAUUGAUAUAUCUGCUAAGUAUUGCUUAAUUUGAUUUCAAAACUUAAAAACAAAUGAAAAAAGGAAAAGGCCCCUAGAGGAUUUAAUGGAUAGUCUUUCUUCUUUCAUCUCUACCAGAAUGCUGAUUGUCGUGUACAUUUAGAUUGCGUUUGGACAAAAGUUAUAGCACAAAGAAUAGAAUCUAUUAUGUAACAAGAUUUUGUUGUAGAGAAGUGUGCUAAGUGUGCUAGUGACUUAGAUUCUCGUUUGACCAGUUUGACAGCCAUUCAUUCCCUAGUUUUCUCCUGUCUGCUAGCCCCAUAUCCAAGAUGUUCCAUGCACUGUCAAUAGUUUUGCAGGUUUUGAUUUAGUGUGUUCACCAUGAUCCUUUUGGCAUUGGGUUGCGAAAAAAAAUCAUCUUUAUCCUUACUAUAUUUCAUCUUCAAGUGUUUCUACUAUUUUACUGCGAUGACAUUCAUGAGGCUAAUGCUCCCACGGUUUCUGCGAUUUGAGAACAGUUAAGAAUUAUUUUGUUCCUUUUGAUAAGCGGCACAUUUUAGCAUAAUUUGAAGGACAUCGACCCUCUUGUUACCCAGUUUCCUAGUUGAUCACUUUUUCUUUUAGGAUUUAGAACAAUUUCACUUUGUGUUCAUGUACUUUAGCCGCAGCUACGUUUGCAUAGGAAUACCAGCAGAGUGCAGCGAUGGCAGCGCACUCUUGAUGGUGAUCUGGUAUAAACUGUGGACUAGACAGUUCUGCACCUACCUGCGACGUGGCAGGUAAAUGAAAAUUAGCCGCAGGGAGAUGAAUUGGAGAUUUUAUUGCACCAUCUUUCCUUCAAAGCUUCGGAUCAGUAAUCGCAAAUGUGCAGAUAUCACUCUACAGAUAUUAGACUGAAACAAUAAAGUCAAAAGUUACAGUAUUUUAUGUUCGCUGAUGGGUAUUCCAUUUCUGUGUCUAAAUUUUAUCAUUAAGCUGUCAACAAUAACAAAGUUUAGCAGAGUUUCAUCGGUAAGAAUUCCCCACCUUUUUAGGUAACAGAGCUGUGUAACCAAGGAAACUUCACCUCCUACUUUGGCUUAUACCCUCUCUUUUAGGGAGUGGUGGGAUACUCAGUCAAGCUGGAGCUAGUGGUGGGGUAAUAUAUUUUUUUCGAUUUUUGGUUUCUUCAGUACGUUUCUUUAUUUCCACGUUCUUUAGCCGUUUCUUGUCAAAGGUUAUAUCUGAUUGAAAGGUUUAUUCCAUAACUCUUUGCAAGAUUUUGUAUUAAUGUCAACUAGAAUGAUAAGCCAUAUCUGGACCCACCAAACUCUCGUUUAGUUGAGUGACCGUUGAUCAUGUUCGCCUACACUUACACUAAUGAUAUCUUUGUCACAACUUCAUUUGGAAGCUCUUCAAAUUGGCGACUCUUAAAAUCUAACAAACUUUAAAAGGGCCUUAUAUAGUUAAAUGGGUAGAUGAAUAUUUUAAGAUGCACAAUUAGCAUUAUCUACCUAAAGAUCUGGAAAUUUUUCGAACAAGCCACUCCAUUCUAAAGGAAUCUACGUAUAGUUUCCCAAACCUGUAGCACUUGCACCUAAUAUAAAACUAAGUAGUUUUACUCUUUCAGCUAAUCUGGCUUGGAAGGUAAUUUUUUUCAUUUCUUACUCAAACCUUUACUUUCCAACAUGAAUAUUACCUUACAAAGAUGAAUCGAAGAGUAUUUUGGUGUCGCCUCUACAACCUCUUUCCCACCAUCUCUUGUAGUUUCUUAAUCAACAUUAAGAUCGCUUGAUGGUCUGGAAGACAGUUUCCUUGCUAAUGCAAGCUCAAAUCUUGUGUCGGUUAUUACUAGGAACUGCUUAGCCUGAAUUUAAGCCGCCCUUUUGCUCUCAAGUAUUUCUCACCCAACAUUCUGGGUAUUGCCUGUUUUGCGUUUUGUCCAAAACUAAGACUGAACCAUGCUGUAUAAAAAUUUAAUUGUUUUUUGUUAAUUAAUUUGUAGCAAGUGCCUUUGUUUAAUUUGACUCAUAUUUUGAUGGCCCUGGCUGAUUUCACUUCAGUUUUAAGGAUGAGUUAGAAUCAUCUCACCAUAAGUUUUGGAAACACCUAUUCACAAUUGUAUUGUAAUGUAACUCUCCUCUUUAGGGGAAUAACAUGAUCGAUGGAGCAAAAGGUUUGAUAUUAAUUUUAGCAUAAAUUGUCAACAGUGGUCUUCAUACAGUCCAUUCUUAAUAUUGGGAGGUAAUUUGUUUUCUUUGUUUGGCUUGGGCUUAAGAACGUUUUAUUUGUGGGUAUGAUUCUUCAAAAUUCUGAGGAAAAGUUCGAAACUCUCCCUUGUGCAAAGUCCUUUUGUAGAAGAACCAUGAUGAAAAAAUUAUUUAAUGUCUGUUAAAAGAAUGAUCCAUAUACAAGGAGAUGAAUAAGGUCUUCUUUUGACAUUAAGUGAUGGGCAAGCAGCAUUCAGCAUGCCCUGGUAUAUUCUUUUUAUCUGGAAGAAUCCAUAGUUUCUCUUUUUCAGUCAAAAUUUCAGUUCUCUGGGUUUGGGAUGUCUUUAUAGAUCCUUUGUCAGACCAAGUUCUAAGUUAGGUGUGGCUUAAUUGGUUCUGUUCUUAUUCGUUUGUGCAGCACCAAAAAAUUGAAUAAAAAAUGGGAGUAGCCUAGAAGCUAGGUUCCUUAGCCCAAUGAGUGACUUCCUGAAUUAGCCCUUGAUUCCCGAGGCUGGGGCUCUGCUUUACAAUUUAGCUUGUGGGUAAGUUUUCCAGUAGCUAGCAUCAACAGGUUAACUUGUACUGAAUGAAGUUUGAGCCUCCCUAUACUAGUUGGUUGUUGGGGAUAAAUCCUGGAUACUUUUGUUUAUUUUUUUGGAAAUUGAGUAACUUUUAAGACCCAUUCCAAGUGAGAUUUGCUACGCCAUAUGAGGAACGUUAUAAUCUUUUUUUUUUACCUUUCAGAGGCACCGCUUAUAUAUCUCUCUCCAGUAGGAAAAUAUUUCAUUGAAGGAUCCCCUGUCACCGUAACCUGUACAGCUUCUGGGAAACCACCGCCGGAUGUAGCAUGGAUUAGAAAUGGAGUACUGGAAAGUUCAGGGAAGAAAGCUGCGUCCUUAAAGUUCCAUAAUAUAAACAGAAAAGAUGCAGGACAAUAUACAUGUCGAGCCAAUAACUCAGUGGAAGUCACUUCCAUUGACACAAAGAUUGUAGUUUACUGU
Messenger RNA from Pocillopora meandrina, 4931 nucleotides. Lineage: Eukaryota; Metazoa; Cnidaria; Anthozoa; Scleractinia; Pocilloporidae. The record is from the annotation of a GenBank genome assembly.